AUGGACCUUGGAACGGGAGAUGGAUGGAUGACUGACCCGGACGUCAAACUCUUCAACUCGAACAGGUUCGCUGGAGAGAUCAAACAGCUAGACACCAAUGACGGAACAUUGAUCACUCCAGAACAAUACAACGACUUCAUCUCCUUCCAGACACAAAUUGCCAACGCGCAUGUCGAUUUCGGCUAA
Cladophialophora bantiana CBS 173.52 is the source of this 186-nucleotide messenger RNA. RefSeq lists its product as uncharacterized. The transcript has a single exon. NCBI's taxonomy places the organism in Eukaryota, Fungi, Ascomycota, Eurotiomycetes, Chaetothyriales, Herpotrichiellaceae. Bases 1 to 186 code for a protein of 61 amino acids. The record is from RefSeq and is a predicted model, not a curated record.